CACCAGCUCAGAGCUUGCCUAUAUAAAGGCGAGGGAUAUCCAACAGAACUAAACUGAGUAAAGACUUGAGAGUAUUGUCGAAUUCGGUUCCUCCGCAAGCACAUCUUCUCCUACGGUUUUGCUCACUCACCCGGCACUAAGCAAAACAAGUAAUAUAAAGAUCUGCGGAAUUCCACAUACCUGCACAUUGCGACACAAUAUACCAAGAACAACUCAUCAUCAAAAUGAUAGCCAGGCCCUUGCCGUCACGGCUGAUGGGAUGUCUCGUCUUCUUGGCCGCGCUUUCCCUUUCCUUUGGGGCCGCCCAUGCAGCAGAGAGAAUUUUGAGCCGCCAUACUCGGGCUAUGAUGAUCGACAUGAGAGGCUUUCCGGAUACGGAGCCGUUUGUAUGCAAAGGUGCGGGUUUCCAACGUAACGAAACCGAUUGCACUCAGUUCUUCAGGUGCGUCGACUUUAACAACAACGGGAAACAUACCAUUUUCCGCUUUAUGUGCGGACCGAUGGCUGUUUUCGAUGAGAGCCGGUCUCUGUGUACUGGCCCUGAGCUGUCAGUGCCGCCGUGUCCUAAGGAUCAGCUGGAUGCUUUCUUUGUUAGCAUGAAACCAAUGGCUCCGGGUCCUUCACCGCCUUCACCACCUUCACCACCUUCACCACCUUCACCUCCUUCACCUCCUUCACCUACUCCUUCACCUACUCCUUCACCUACUCCUUCACCUACUACUCCAACAACAACUACUCCAACAACAACUACUCCAACAACAACUACUCCAACAACAACUACUCCAACACCUACUACUCCAACAACUACAGCCGUUACUGAACUUUCCUCGCCUGAUCCUGUUCCUGUAUCUUCAACUGAAGCACCUGUAAUAACACAGCCUCCCGUAACUGUUCCAGCGACACCAGCGGCGACUCCUGCACCUACACCAGCAUCGACUGCGGCACCUGUCACAGUGCCUGCUACUGCAGCACCUCCCGUAAUAGUGACGGAAACAUCAACCGCAACUUCAGCUCCUGUCAUCAUAACAGAUCCCACUGUUACUAUUCUAGCGUCUUCCACAACUCCUCCACCAGUUACAAUUCCUGCCACACAGCCGACACCAUCCAGCACUCUGGAGCCCGUCACAGUGCCAACUGUGGCACCUGUUCCAGAGCAAACUGUACCUCCUGUCACCAUUCCAGUACCAGCUACAACACCAGAAAUUAUUACAACAACCACGACACCAGCCACUACUACUGUAACGGAGCCUUCUACUACUCCGGCAACCGUCUCAGUGCCCGUGGGGCCACUUACCCCGACGCCGGCACCUACCACAACACCAGUAAUUGAGGUUGAUACAACCACGAUUGCUGCACCAGUUGUAACAACGGAGCCUCCAACACCAAGUACAACCACUCCAUCAACUUCAACGCUCGAAAUUAACACUGGAUCGGAGAUUUUACCUGAAGUAAUUUCAACUGUUGCACCUGUUCCAGUCAGUACAGACGCUCCUACAACAACGACAACUGAAGCAGUAUCGGAAACCCCGGUUACUCCGACUACUCCACCUACACCACCAACUGUAACUCUUCCACCGGUUACAGUAACAACCUCUGGUACAACAACAACUCCUGCACCAGCCAUAACAAUUGGAGACGAUAUCAAAGGCUUCAUCUCUAUCGGCGAAAAAGAAAUCAUCCAGAAUGUCCAACAGGUGAUUUCUACGAUUACUGUCAAUCCUGGCGUGACAUGGGCAGUGACCAGCCAGGGCGAGGGCUCCAGAAUUAUUUUGAAGGAAGACGGCACUGGUGAGACGACGUUCUCGGUUAUUCCACCUGGCUCGAUUCUCAUUAUUAACACCACUCGAACUGGAGGAGUAUGGAACAACGUUGCCAACGGUAUUUUCACGACCAAUUCGACCACUACAUCCUUCCCACCUGGAACGACAUUUUCUAUUGUCAAGAUUGGGGCUACUGGUCAGAUCAUCAGCACCCAAACCAUUCUUACCACUACAUCUACCAGCACUUUAACAGUACCAACCAACAGCUUUGUCGGAUCGAUUCAAUUUGUCAACCAAAAAGUUGUCACCAUUGGAGGAUGGACAUUUUCCACGACCUAUUUCACGACCGGUACAACCAUCAGCUCUUUCGGAGUCCUCCAGCCUUCCACCACGACAACAUCAACCAGCUCUCAAACAACAAUCACAACUACGUCGACAACCAUCACGGGAGACCAACAAUUCAUCUCGGGAAUCAUUACCGUAGGAGCUCAAAGUGAUCCUUCUCCAUCUACGAAGGAUCUUUCUAUUCCUGGCGGAGAUUUGCUCGCCAUUGUUCCUCAGGGUGGCCAAGGAAUCGUCACCUUGAUUGAAGAGGGAUCAACUUUAGAUACUGAUUUCCCCGUUACACCCGGAUCCUUCCUUGCCGUCCUCGCUCCGAGCAACGGAGUUGGUAUUGUUACCAAUGUCGUCCAAUCCAUGUUUACUUCCAACAUGACAACGAUUACUUUCCCAGCUGGCAGCACUGUAUCAAUUCUGAAAGUCGGAAUCGACGGCCAAUUGAUCCGAGUCUCAUUCGUCCAAAUUAAUACUUCUUUCACCUUGUUCACUACAUCGCAGAGUAUCGUCGGUAUUGUCCAGACUACCCAAACUGGAGUCAUCAGUAAUAUUGGAACAGGAACUUUCAGUACUCAACUUCUCGCCGGAUCAGCGAAACCCAUUUAUUUCGGCGUUGUCAAUGUCAACCCAAUCAUCUCAACGACUACCCAAGUUGAAUCCUUGUCGGGCAUUAUUCAGAUCGGAGAUUCCACCUUCUUGAACCCACAACAGUCGACCACAACCGUCCAAACUAUUCAAAUUCUCCCUGGCACAACAAUCGCCAUUCUUGUUUCAGGCGAAGUCAAAAUCACGGAGGAAGAUGGCACUUCCAUCAAGCAGACGGCUGUUUCCAUUCCGUCGGGCGGAAUUUUAGGAUUCGUCACGUUGAAGAGUGGCGGAGAAAUUAGCGGAAUUUCCAACGGUUAUUUCACCACCACCUCCACUCAGAUUAUUUUCCCAUCGGGCACCAGAUUCGGCAUCGUGAUUAUUAGAGCCGAUGGCACGAUGAGUCUUCAGAACCCGAUCGAUUCCACCGUCAAAACUACCAUCACGGUCCCAGUUGGCAGCGUUUUUGGCGUCUUGACUCUUUCCAGUAACGGCGUAGUAACCGGAAUCGGCUCUGCUCUGUUCUCCACUCAAUACUUGCUGCUGGGCGAUUCCACCGGUCCUGAAAUUCCCGCCACAUUGGGCAAUUUUGGCGUCGUAUAUUUUAGCGAACAAUUCACGCUGUCUCAAUCGACCGUCAUCAAUUCAGCCCCAGUUUUGCAGAAACUCGAAACUAUUUCUGCAAUCGUCCAAAUCGGUGUCAAGGAUCGUUUUGACUCCAUUACUUCAUUGUCGGUCCCAACUGGCAGCUCAUUUUCAAUUAUACCCAGUACAGGACAAGGCGUCGUGACGGUGAUUGAGGGAGGAGCUACUUCUACUUUCUCUGUCCUGCCCGGUCAGCUGUUUGUCGUUUUUAACGUUCAAGAUGCUACGGUGACAAACAUUGGCGAUCGAUUUUUCACUACCACCACGACGACAAUCAAUUUCGGAACAGGAAGUCAAUAUGGAAUCAUCAAAAUUGGUUUGGAGGGACAAAUUAUUUUAACGGAAUUCUCUAGAAUUGCCCAGAGCGGUAUUACUAUAACAGUCACCACAGGAAGCACAGUUGGAACCCUCGAGCAAACAACCGACAACCGAAACAUUAUCACAAGCAUCGGAGGAGCUCCUUUUGUAAUUAAAAUCAUGACCAACGUCAGUCCCCUUACAGCAACAGAUUUGACCGCACGCGCAGGUGUUCUUGAUAUUGGAAGCUUCACAACAGUUCCUGCAUCACCUCCCAUCGCCCCAGAGACAACUACUUCCAUCAUUACGACGUUGGCGCCAGUUACAGGCACUGUAAUUACAUCCGCACCAGUAACAUCCGCUCCCGGGGUAGUAACCAACCCUCCAAGCCCAUCAACAGAAACAACUCCAGCUAGUACAAUCUCGACUGAGCAGCCUGAAGUUGCUGUUGAAGAUAUCAAAGGUUUCUUGACGAUUGGCGAAAAGGAAAUUAUUCAAAACACCCAACAGGUUACUCCUUCCAUCGCUGUACCUUCUGGCAGCACCUGGGGAGUAGUAAGCCAAGGAAGUGGCUCUCAGAUUGUCAUCAAACAAGGAGACUCUAGCGAAACGACCCACUCGAUUCCACCUGGCUCAGUUCUCGUGAUUAGCACCACCGAAAAUGGCGGAGUAUGGAACAACGUUGCCAAUGGACUUUUCACGACGAGCUCGACCACUACAUCUUUCCCACCUGGAACGAAAUUCUCCAUUGUUAAGAUCGGAGCUACUGGUCAGAUCAUCAGCACUCAAACCAUUCUUACCACUACAUCUACCUGCUCUUUAACUGUACCAACCAACAGCUUUGUCGGAUCGGUUCAAUUUGUCAACCAAAAGGUUGUCACCAUUGGCGGAUGGAUUUUUAUGACGACUUAUUUCACGACCGGUACAACCACCAGCUCUUUUGGAGUCCUCCAGCCUUCCACCACGACAACAUCGACCAGCUCCCAAACAAUCAUCACAACGACUUCGACAACCAUCACUGGCGAUCAGCAAUUCGUUUCGGGAAUCAUCACCGUGGGAGCACCAACUGAGCCAUCCCAGCCGGCCCAGGAUUUGACUGUACCAAGCAACAACCUUUUGGCUAUCAUUCCCGAAGGCGGAAAAGGAACUGUCACGGUCGUUGGGGAAAAUAGCCAAGAAUUCUCCAUCACCCCAGGAACCUUCUUUGGCGUUCUCACUCCUAGUAAUGGAGUUGGCACAAUCACAAAUCUGGCACAGCCCAUGUUUACAACGGCAACAACUUCCAUGACGUUCCCUGCUGGUAGCAGCGUUGCAGUCUACAAAGUUGGAAUUGAUGGGAAGAUUGUAAGAAUUUCCGUCUUCGAAUUCACAACUACAUUCACCAUCAUAACCAGUUUGCGUAGCACCGUUGGUAUAGUCCAAACGACCAACACGGGACUACUAUCGAACAUUGGAACCGGAAGCUUCAGCACGCAAACGCUCACCGGAUCGACGGCUUCCGUUAUCUUUGGUGUGUUGAAUUUCAACUCAUUUCAAACUUCCCAAGUCGAGUCGCUGUUUGGAAUCCUUCAAGUUGGAGAUGCUACUUUCUUGAAUCGCAAAGAAGCAGCUGGACAGACCAUUUCAAUCCCUGCCUCGUCUACUAGCGCUAUUAUCGCUUCCGGCGAUAUUAUAGUAACCGAAGAAACGGAAACAUCGUCGACGCAAACAACUUUCUCCAUUCCGUCUGGAGGCAUUUUCAGUAUGGUUGCUCCAUCUUCUGGCGGAGACAUCAGUGGAAUCGUCAGUGGUUACUUUACAACCAGCCAAACUAAAAUCACCUUCCAAUCCGGAGCAACAGUUGGUAUCGUGACUAUCCGUCCGGAUGGAACGAUGAGCGUGCAAAAUCCGGUUGUCACCAAAGUCAAGACUACCAUUACCGUUCCAGUAGGCAGUACUUACGGCUUGAUUAUUUUAUCGGCUGAAAAUGUCGUGACUGGAAUCGGAUCGACAUCUUUCACCACCCAAAACCUUUUGAUCAGCGAUUCCACUAGCCCUGACGUACCUGCCGUACUCGGCAAUUUCGGCGUGAUGUUUUUCAGCGAGCAAUUCCAACUGUCCAAAUCCAUCGUCAUCAGUUCCGCCCAAGUUUCUUCUCAGCUACAGACACUUUCCUCCAUUAUCCAGAUCGGAGUCAAGGAAAAAUUCGCAUCAGUCGCCGAUUUGUCAGUCGCUUCAGGUAGCUCGUUUGGUAUCAUACCUGCCAAAGGCCAAGGAGUAGUUACAGUCAACGAAGGAGGCUCAACAUCAACUUUCAUGGUAUUACCUGGACAGAUCUUUGGUCUGUUGAACGCUCAAGGAGCUCUGGUGACUCAAAUCGGUGAUGGAUUCUUCACAACAUCAACGACGACCAUGUCUUUCGGCUCAGGAACCAUUUACGGAGUUGUCAAAAUCGGUUUGGAUGGCUCAAUGAUUUCAACAGAAUUCACUCGUACCGCCCAGGCUAGUUUCACAGUCACUGUUGCAUCCGGCAGCACGGCAGGAAUUAUUCAACUAGCAUCCUCCAGCAGUCGUGUCAUCACCAGUAUCGGUGGAGCCUCUUUUGCCAUCAGGAUUCUUACGUCGACGACCACCAGUAGCUCAGGAGGUAGCGUGGGAAUACUGGACCUCGUAGGGUCCGUUUCCAGACCAGCUGUGCCUUCAGAUACUACAUUCCGACCUCCUGUCCCAACCCCUCAACCUCCUUCCGCCGGACCCUUCACCAUCGAUUGCUCUCUCAAUCAACUCCAUCAAUUCCCACUUGACUGCUCUCGAUUCUACCAAUGUUUUGGAGAGGACACAGAUCGGACUGUGUACAUCUUCCCCUGCGCACCUGGACUCGUCUUUGACGAAGCCACUUCCCAGUGCUUGACACCGACAGAAGGAAUUUGUGACGAUCAAAGUUCAAUCAACGAUACGGCUAGCUCUUCCCAGGGAGUUGGAGGAUUCUUCCAAAUCAACUGCUCGGGUGAUCUUUACCGCUACCCUCUCAAUUGCAAUAACUUUUAUCAAUGUUUCAAGAACGAGCAAGGCCAAGAAACCAUUUUCGUCUUCUCGUGCGCCGCUGGAUUGGUCUUUGAUGAAAAUUCUAGGACCUGUCUGUUGGCCAGCGAAACUUCCUCGUGCGCUGUCAACGACAACAUCUUCCGGUCGCCUAAUCUCGUCUUCCAGCUGAAGCAGAAAAUCGAUAUCGUUUCGCUCAUUUCUACAUCGCGAACUAUCGUCCAGCAAAAGUCGAGCAGUUCCACCAUCUCCGAAAUAUCUUUUAGUCAACCCCACCAGUCCGGAAGAGGAUCAACCAAACGGAAAAUGGGUUAUGAAGGAGAAGCUGAUCGACAGGUUGGACAGCGCCGGAUCAACACCGACAGCCGGAAAGGCAAAGAGUCUAAAUCGACAGCAGCAACGACGGUCACGGGUAACUUUCGACCAAGACUCUUCGACUCGGGAGUUUACGGCGUCCGCAUCAGUCCGCUUUCCAAAAGCCUUUUCGGCCAAAGCAAGACCAAUUAAAAGAUUUUAUCCAACAGAAAAAGUAGAAAUGUAACCCGAGUUUUUAUAUUUUACAUAGUUUUUUGACCAAAUUUGAGAACGAUAAUGAAAAAAAAAAAAUUGAAAUUUUAUUUUGCCUGUACGUUUCGGAAAGUUUUUUUGUCUAUAUAAUGCCAUUGUGUGAGUUCUGACCGAUUGUCGGUCCCGAUUGUUUCGGCGUGAAAUGAAAAUCUGGAAAUACAAAUUCACGGACACGA
Molecule: messenger RNA, 7387 nt
Organism: Daphnia pulex (common water flea)
Lineage: Eukaryota; Metazoa; Arthropoda; Branchiopoda; Diplostraca; Daphniidae
Product: mucin-2-like
Exons: 5
Coding region: 225-7151 (2308 amino acids)
Cellular component (GO): extracellular region
Molecular function (GO): chitin binding
Source: RefSeq, a predicted model, not a curated record